AUGCUUCUUCUGCUUUCCUUCGGCUUGGGAGCUUUCAGCGCGACUGCUUCGUCCUGUGUGGACCAGAGGUCCAAGCCCUACCUUCCUGUCACAGAGUCCCAGGUGGAGCCUGAUGUGAGAGAAGCUGCACUGGGCCGGCUCGGCACAUGUCAGUCUCGGCUGUGUAAGGUACGGAUGGGUGUCUUCACCUGCCUCGUACUCUCAGUUGCCGGGACCCUGGCUUUCAGCCUCUACCGCGCCUACAAAGGGACCUGUCAGCUAGCAGCGGACCUCCAGGUGCCUCAGAGACGGCUUGGAAUGUAG
Molecule: messenger RNA, 303 nt
Organism: Symbiodinium necroappetens
Lineage: Eukaryota; Dinophyceae; Suessiales; Symbiodiniaceae
Source: the annotation of a GenBank genome assembly